Messenger RNA from Trichoplusia ni (cabbage looper), 866 nucleotides. RefSeq names its product trypsin, alkaline B-like. The record is from RefSeq and is a predicted model, not a curated record. Gene Ontology annotation, biological process: proteolysis. NCBI's taxonomy places the organism in Eukaryota, Metazoa, Arthropoda, Insecta, Lepidoptera, Noctuidae. Bases 39 to 794 code for a protein of 251 amino acids. The transcript has 4 exons. Gene Ontology annotation, molecular function: serine-type endopeptidase activity.
CAAAAUAAUCGAUUUCAUUCAGUUUAAAGAAAGUAAAAAUGCGCGUCAUAGCAUUAUUGGCUCUCUGCUUUGCAGCUGCAUCAGCUGUGCCUCCAAAUAGGAUUGUUGGAGGAUCAACAGUCAACAUAUCGUCGUAUCCUUCGCUCGUUGCCCUACUUCGAACUCACGACUGGAGUAACUUUAGACAAAAUUGUGGUGGUAUUAUUCUGAAUAACAGAGCUAUUCUUACUGCUGCCCACUGCACUGUAGGUGAUCAAGCUAACAGAUGGCGGGUUCGUGUGGGUUCAUCUUUGGCAAAUAGUGGUGGCGUAGUGCACAACGCUGCCACCAUCAUUAACCACCCUAACUACGGACAGGGAGGACACAUAUUCAACAACGACAUUGCAGUUAUGCGCCUUAGUACAAACAUUGCUUUCAACAACAAUGCUCGGGCCGGUUCCAUUGCUGGCUCCAAUUAUAAUGUUCCUGACAAUGCUGUCGUUUGGACUACUGGAUGGGGUCGUACUUCUUCCGGCGGUUCAUUUUCGGAGCAGCUUCGUCACGUUCAGGUUUGGACUGUAAAUCAGUCCGUUUGCAACAGUCGUUACGGUGGCAUCACCGCCAAUAUGCUUUGCGCCGGCUGGCUUGAUGUCGGCGGCCGCGACUCAUGCCAAAACGACUCUGGUGGACCACUGUACCACAAUGGUGUAGUAGUCGGCGUCGUCUCCUUUGGAAUCGGAUGUGGAGAUCCAAGAUACCCCGGAGUGUACGCUCGUGUCUCGAGAUUUACUUCUUGGAUUCAGUCAAACGCUUAAAAUUUUGUUUUUAGAAUUAUUUACGUUUUGCUAAAAUUAUCGCAGACAUUCAAUAAAUUUCCAUCAACCAUG